ACGUGACCUUUUCAAGGUCUAUUCUGUCCGCCUCUCUUCCGUCGUCGGCAUCUUUCAGUCUGCUGCUGAUCUUUAUUCCUUCACUGUCUUUUUAUUUUAACUGAACAAUGGCAUUGAACAAACUUAGUAUUGAUGCCCUUAGUUUGGCUGGCAAGCGUGUUCUUAUUCGUGUCGAUUUCAAUGUACCUUUGAAGGAAGGCAAAAUUACCAACAACCAACGCAUUGUUGCUGCUUUGGAGACUGUAAAAUAUGCACUUAGCAAGGAUGCCAAGUCUGUCGUCCUUAUGUCCCACUUGGGGCGCCCUGACGGAAGCCGUAACUUGAAAUACACUAUGAAACCAGUAGCUGAAGAACUCAAAAAACUUCUAAACACUGAUGUUACAUUCCUAGAUGACUGUGUUGGCCCUGAUGUUGAAAAGGCUUGCGCUGAUCCUGCCAAGGGCUCUGUUAUUCUCCUUGAAAAUUUACGUUUCCAUGUUGAGGAAGAAGGAAAAGGAGUGGAUGCCUCUGGCAACAAGAUCAAAGCAUCUCCUGAUGCUGUGAAAGCUUUCAGGGAAUCACUUCGAAAACUUGGUGAUGUGUAUGUAAACGAUGCUUUUGGCACAGCCCACAGAGCUCACAGCUCAAUGAUGGGUGACGGAUUUGACCAGCGUGCUUCAGGAUUUUUGCUGAAGAAGGAACUGCAAUAUUUUGCAAAGGCUCUCGACAAUCCUCAGAAGCCUUUCUUGGCAAUUUUGGGAGGUGCCAAGGUUGCUGACAAAAUCCAACUGAUUGAAAAUCUUCUUGAUAAGGUGUCAGAAAUGAUCAUUGGUGGUGGAAUGGCGUACACCUUCUUGAAGGAGAUGAAGGGAAUGAAAAUUGGAACUUCAUUGUUUGAUGAGGAAGGAGCAAAGAUUGUCAAGAAAUUGGUUGAAAAGGCUGAGAAGAACAAUGUGAAGCUUCACCUUCCGGUUGACUUUGUCACUGCUGAUAAAUUUGCAGAGGAUGCUGCUGUUGGUGCAGCCACCCUUGAACAAGGCAUUCCAGAUGGGUGGAUGGGCUUGGAUGCUGGUCCCAAAACUAUUGAAUUGCUCAAGGAUCCUAUUAAGAGAGCCAAAGUGAUUGUGUGGAAUGGACCUAUGGGUGUCUUUGAAUUUGAGAAUUUUUCCAAAGCAACAAAGGCUGUAAUGGAUUCUGUAGUUGAGGCAACUGCUGCAGGGACUGUAACCAUCAUUGGCGGUGGUGACACAGCAACUUGUGCUGCCAAGUGGAAUACCGAGUCCAAAGUUAGCCAUGUCAGCACUGGUGGCGGUGCCAGUCUUGAACUUCUUGAGGGUAAGACUCUUCCAGGAGUUGCAGCUUUGACCAAUGCUUAACUGAGGGUCUAUCAUAAUUUUGUUUGCUUACAAACAGUAGAGCUAAGAAUUAAAAUUUGAAAGAGCGAAAGAUGACCUAUUGUUACGAUAGAAACAUGUAAUUCGUUUAAAGAUCUUUGUUUUCUGAAUUGUUAUCAUGAGAUUGUUCUAGUCUGAUUUUUUUAAAACUUAAACCAGGUAUAUUUGAUUUGGCAUAAUUUUUCUAUACAAAGAAAAAGUUAUGUUGACAUUUUAUUAAAAUAUUUAUUCAAUUCAACCUUUGUCUGUUUUCUAUUUUAAGCAAAAGUGCAGGACAGAAUUUUGGCAUCUUAGUUUUAUUUUGAUCAUACUGCUAAUGAAGAAUUAAAUCCGUCAGUAAUUUC
Frankliniella occidentalis (western flower thrips) is the source of this 1717-nucleotide messenger RNA. It is a transcript of the gene Pgk, whose product is annotated as phosphoglycerate kinase. The transcript is spliced from 8 exons. Gene Ontology annotation, molecular function: ATP binding; ADP binding; phosphoglycerate kinase activity. Bases 108 to 1355 code for a protein of 415 amino acids. Lineage: Eukaryota; Metazoa; Arthropoda; Insecta; Thysanoptera; Thripidae. The record is from RefSeq and is a predicted model, not a curated record. Gene Ontology annotation, cellular component: cytosol. Gene Ontology annotation, biological process: glycolytic process; gluconeogenesis.